Molecule: messenger RNA, 6723 nt
Organism: Astyanax mexicanus (Mexican tetra)
Lineage: Eukaryota; Metazoa; Chordata; Actinopteri; Characiformes; Acestrorhamphidae
Gene: ptch2
Product: patched 2
Exons: 22
Coding region: 298-4605 (1435 amino acids)
Biological process (GO): smoothened signaling pathway
Cellular component (GO): plasma membrane
Molecular function (GO): smoothened binding; hedgehog receptor activity; hedgehog family protein binding
Source: RefSeq, a predicted model, not a curated record
UCGGAGCAGCGCGAGACACACGGUGCCAGCACGGGCACGGGAAUACACCGCCGCCCCGCUCUACACACGACUCAACACACACACACCGUACACACACGCGCGCGCACACUCUACUCUCUACACGCACUGUGCACUGCGCGCGGACAGGACCGAGACCGGGCGGAUGAAGAGCGGUAGGCGCGCGCAGACCGGGGCGCAUGAUGUUGGGAUGGUGCCGCUGGAUUUCGGCUCGCGGACAGCAGCAGCAGGAGAAGAGUGAAGCGCGCGCUCCCAGCUCCCCGUCUCCCCGCGUGGACUAUGGCCGCGGAGCCGCGAGACCCUCCCCCGGACUACGAGCGCGCGCCUCCGUCUAACGACCCACGGCAGCCCCGCGCGGACACCCGCCGCCACGCCGCGCUCGCACUCAACCACUUCAACAAGGGGAAAGCUGCGGGGCAGAGAGCGCCGGUGUGGAUCCGGGCCAGGUUCCAGGCUCUGCUCUUUACUCUGGGUUGCCAUAUCCAGCGACACUGCGGAAAAGUACUGUUCAUUGGGCUGCUGGUGUUCGGCGCUCUAUCGGUCGGACUGCGAGUCGCCGCCAUCGAGACGGAUAUCGAGCAGCUGUGGGUGGAAGCCGGCAGUCGAGUGAGUCGGGAGCUGAGAUAUACGAAGGAGAAGCAGGGCGAGGAGACGGUGUUCACCUCUCAGAUGCUCAUUCAGACGCCCAAACAGGAAGGAACCAAUAUUCUUACCCAGGAGGCUUUGCUGCUCCACCUGGAGGCGGCGCUGUCGGCCAGUAAAGUCCAGGUGUCUCUUUAUGGAAAAUCCUGGGACCUCAACAAAAUCUGCUUCAAGUCUGGAGUCCCUAUUAUCGAGAACGUCAUGAUCGAAAGGAUGAUCGAUAAGCUUUUCCCCUGUAUGAUCGUCACUCCGCUGGACUGUUUCUGGGAGGGAUCUAAACUGCAGGGAGGAUCUGCGUAUUUACCGGGGAUGCCUGAUAUUCAGUGGAUGAAUCUGGACCCUCUGAAGCUGAUGGAGCAGCUGAGCCAGUUCACCUCUCUGGAGGGCUUCAGGGAGAUGCUGGAUAAAGCUCAGGUGGGCCACGCCUACAUGAACCGACCCUGUCUGGACCCGAACGACCCAGACUGCCCCCACAGCGCCCCCAACAAAGACCUGCGGCAGAGUCCUGAAAUCGCUGAGGAGCUGCAGGGCGGCUGCAGCGGCUUCUCUAAGAAGUUCAUGCACUGGCAGGAAGAGCUGAUCCUGGGAGAACGAGCAAAAAACUCACAGGGAUCUUUACAAAGCGCUGAGGCCCUGCAGACCAUGUUUCUCCUCAUGAGCCCGAAGCAGCUGUACGAACACUUUAAAGACGACUACGAGAUCCACGACAUCAACUGGAACGAGGACAAGGCCACCGCCAUCCUGGAGUCCUGGCAGAGGAAGUUCGUGGAGGUGGUCCACAGCAGCAUUCCUCAGAACUCCUCCUCCAACGUCUACGCCUUCUCCACCACCACCCUCAACGACAUCAUGAAGUCUUUCUCUGACGUCAGCGUCAUCAGGGUGGCCGGCGGUUACCUGCUCAUGCUGGCGUACGCCUGUGUUACGAUGCUGCGCUGGGACUGUGCUAAGAGUCAGGGUGCGGUUGGUCUGGCCGGGGUCCUGCUGGUGGCGCUCUCCGUUGCUGCCGGUUUGGGACUGUGUUCUCUUCUCGGGCUUUCUUUCAAUGCUGCCACCACACAGGUGCUGCCGUUCCUGGCGUUGGGGAUCGGGGUGGACGACAUGUUUCUUCUGGCUCAUUCCUUCACCCAGGCCGGAUCCAACAUCCCCUUCAAGGAGAGGACUGGUGACUGUUUGAGGAGAACCGGCACCAGCGUGGCUCUCACCUCCAUUAACAACAUGAUUGCUUUUUUCAUGGCGGCACUGGUGCCCAUUCCCGCCCUGAGGGCGUUCUCUCUGCAGGCUGCUGUCGUGGUGGUGUUUAAUUUUGCAAUGGUUCUGCUCAUCUUCCCUGCCAUCCUCAGUCUGGACUUGCACAGGCGUGAGGACAAAAGGCUGGACAUUCUGUGCUGCUUUUACAGCCCCUGCUCCUCUCGAGUGAUCCAGAUCCAGCCUCAGGAGUUCUCCGACUCUAAUGACAACCACCCACCGCCUCGCUCCCACGCCCCGGCCACGCCCACCUUCCCCGUCUCCACCACCAUCACCACCAGCACGCACAUCACCACCACGGUGCAGGCCUUCACGCAGUGCGACGCUGCCGGCCAGCACAUCGUCACCAUCCUGCCCCCGACCUCACAGAUCUCCACCAGCCCUGGACCCCCGCCCCCCUCAUCCACCUCCUCCACCGACCCGUAUGGCUCGCGCCUCUUCACCCCCUCCAGCUCCACCCGGGACCUGUUGUCACAGGCCGAGGAGUCCCGCUCGGUCCGAGAGUGCGCCCCCCUGCCCUUCCUUCACUGGGACCUGGCUCGCUUCGCCCGGAACAGGUACGCCCCCCUGCUGCUGAAGCCUGAGACUAAGACGGCAGUAGUGGUGGCGUUCGUGGCUCUGCUUGGCCUCAGCCUCUACGGCACCACCAUGGUCCGCGACGGGCUCUACCUAACGGACAUAGUGCCCCGAGACACAAAGGAGUACGAUUUUAUCUCAGCGCAGUUUAAAUACUUCUCCUUCUACAACAUGUACUUGGUCACUAUGGACGGCUUCGACUAUGCGCGCUCCCAGCGGGAACUGCUGCAGCUCCACAAUGCCUUCAACUCCGUCAAGUACGUGGUGAGGGACAGCGAUCAGAAGCUGCCGCGCAUGUGGCUCCACUACUUCCAGGACUGGCUGCGAGGACUUCAGGUAUCUUUUGAUGCUGACUGGGAAUCAGGCAGGAUCACCCCUGACAGCUUCCGCAACGGCACCGAGGACGGAGCUCUAGCCUACAAACUGCUCAUUCAGACCGGCUCCAAGAAAGAGCUCUUCAACUACAGCCAGCUGACGUCCCGGCGCCUGGUGGACGAUGAUGGCAUGAUCCCUCCCGAGGUCUUCUACAUCUAUCUGACCGUGUGGGUCAGUAACGACCCGCUGGGUUACGCCGCCUCUCAGGCUAACUUCUACCCCCACCCUCACGAGUGGAUUCACGACAAGUACGACACCACAGGCGAGAAUCUGCGAAUUCCUGCCGCUGAGCCUUUGGAAUUUGCCCAGUUCCCCUUCUACCUAAACGGUCUCCGCCAAGCGUCUGACUUCAUCGAGGCCAUUGAGAGCGUUCGCUCCGUUUGCGAGGAGUUCAUGCGCAAGGGCAUCCAGAACUACCCUAACGGCUACCCGUUUCUCUUCUGGGAACAGUACAUCGGCCUGCGCCACUGGUUCCUGCUGUCCAUCAGCGUGGUGCUCGCCUGCACCUUCUUGGUGUGCGCCGUCCUGCUGCUCAAUCCGUGGACUGCAGGCAUCAUAGUUUUUAUCUUGGCGAUGAUGACAGUAGAGUUGUUUGGCAUCAUGGGACUUAUUGGUAUCAAGCUGAGUGCCAUCCCUGUGGUUAUCCUUAUUGCCUCUGUUGGAAUUGGAGUGGAGUUCACAGUACACGUUGCACUGGGUUUCUUGACCGCCAUUGGGGACAGGAACACGCGUUCCGUUGCGGCUCUGGAGCACAUGUUUGCUCCGGUGAUGGACGGCGCUAUUUCCACUUUUCUUGGGGUGCUCAUGCUUGCCGGGUCCGAGUUUGACUUCAUUAUGAGGUACUUUUUUGCAGUUCUGGCCAUCCUGACCUUGUUGGGAAUCCUGAACGGCUUGGUGCUGCUGCCGGUUCUCCUGUCUAUCAUGGGUCCUCCAGCAGAGGGCAGCAAUGGCAGCGACGGCAACUGCCUGUCCAGCUCCUCACCCGAGCUCACGCCUCCAACAAUGAACCACCACGGAUACUACGCAGGACACGUCCCCAGAGGACGACGCCAGGCCUUUACUGAGGUCUCGGAUUCUGAGUACUACUCUGAGACAACCACCUCAUCUGGGAUUGGGGAAGAAGACCACAAGCACUACGACAGGAGCGCAUACAUAACUCCACCCCCCCAACCCCCCACCUCCCACAUCCUGCUGGAGGCCAGCAAGAACCCUACAUUUCCUAAACUUACAGUAGUGAAACCGUUCAGCGAAAGGUCGGCCGCAGGUUGUCAGAUGGAUCAAGCCGGCGAGUCGAUGCAGAACGCAGUGAACUCCAUUAGUUCACAGAUCACGCGGUGGGACGGCAAGCAAGAGUACCAAGGGUCAAGGACUCAGUAUUUACCCAGCGAUAGGACCCACUGUCCUGGGAGGACUACUCACUGUGGCCCCAGUAGAGGGCCACAGCAGAACAGGACUACAGCGCCGGGCCAUGCCGCCAACACGGUCACUAUGGUCACGGCCACCGCCUCGGUGACGGUGGCGGUUCACCCCAGUCUGCCGGGGUCCUAUCAGGGUUACAUGCACGAGGGCUUUGAGGACAGCGAGUCGGACUCUUUCAAGGACAUUAAGAGGACUUCCCGAACUUACGCUGCUCAGUCGUCCCACAGAGACUCUUUGGAAAUUCAUGAUUUGGAAUCGCUAGAAAAGAACCAGCAUCAAGCUAACCAGGGUCUAGGUGGUUCACGGAUUCAAGCCGCCAAAGAUUGCUAGACUCCCUCAUACCCUCGUCUGGAAUCUGUCUCUGGAUGUUUUGAGACAUUCACAGCCGACCCUGUGUCUCCGAACUGUACAUAGACCUCACAGAUGAGAGGAUUUAUUUUAAAAGAUAUUAAAAAUGUUGUUUUAAGAUUAUAUAUACAUUUAUAAAUAUAUAUUUUAAUACUAAAAAGAGGGAAAAUUAUUUAAAAGAGUACUGUAUAACUUGUUUUCUCUUAUGUAAAGUCAGAGGUAUACGAGGAAUCGGAGGCUUUUAUUCCUCCUUUGUAUAGAUUAAGAAAUGUUCUAUAUGUAAAAAAUAUCAGAUGUGAAAUGGUAUUAGGUUAUUAAAAAUGAAAGGUCAGUGUUCUUUUUUUUCUGCUGCUACACAUCAGAUUUGAAAUGAUUUACCUUGGAAAUAUGCAGUACCCCCUCCUCAACGUCAAGCAGCAGCCUUAGAGUACCACGCUCUACAGUACUACGCUCUACAGUACUACGCUCUACAGUACCACGCUCUACAGUACCACGCUCUACAGUACUACGCUCUACAGUACCACGCUCUACAGUACCACGCUCUACAGUACUACGCUCUACAGUACUACGCUCUACAGUACCACGCUCUACAGUACUACGCUCUACAGUACUACGCUCUACAGUACCACGCUCUACAGUACCAUGCUCUACAGUACCACGCUCUACAGUACUACGCUCUACAGUACCAUGCUCUACAGUACCACGCUCUACAGUACUACAGUUUCACACUACAGCUACAUCCAGUUUAUUGUCAGUGUCUUUAUUUCCAGUUGAACUGUAAUAUAAUCUUCAGAUUUAACAAGAUUUUAUUUUCUUUUACACUGCAAAGUGUAUUUUUCUUUUAAAAUACUUUUAAAAAGUCCUUUUUAUACUUUAAUGUAUUUAAGGUGGACCGUUGUGCCUUGCCACGCUACACUGUUGAUUUUCUUCAGAAAGAACACAUUUCCUUGGUCCGUUUCUCCAGCUUUUAUUUUGUAAUCCAGUAGAACAUGCAGUGUGUGAAACUGUGGGGUCAAAUAAGGCUAUUGUUGUUGUCCGAGUCAUUUGCAGUGUGCAUAUUUUAAUUAAUACUUGAAGCGUUGAGAUGCAGAUUUUUUCUUUAUGGUUAUUAUAUAAAUAUAUAGUUUCACGUUUUUUUUGGUGCUCGGUUUGUCAGUAAUUGGCAAAUAAGCUCUUUACCCGAAAUGUGUCUCAGAAAGGGAAAUGAAUUAUUUAAGAGUAAAGGGAGGUAAUAUUGUUGAGGUUGUGUAUCGAUGGUGUUUAGGAUGAUAACACACACAGAGCUAUUAAAAACAGAGCGCCGUACGGCGGUGGUAUAGAGGGCGCCCCUGGAGGUUGCUCGAGUCAGGCCAGUGUACUUUCUUUUAAAGCCAGUAUUUCUUUCCAUUCUCUGCGUUUAUCUCUCAGACGAGGUUUCAGGGGUUCAGUACUGGUCUAAACACUGCCGGGUUAAACCCAGGGAAUCGUACCAGAUUUAAGUGGCAGCUUCACGUUUCUUUCUCUUUAUUUUGUGACGGAAACAAAACGACACAAAGCUACUGAAUCUACACACAAUCCACACAAAACACCAACAACACAGUCCAGCAGUGCCUCAACACAGUUUAAUACAGCAGAGAUUACAGUGUUGGGGGGGGGGGGGUCCUGCAUAGGGUUGUAGUCCUAUUUCAGAUGUAUGUCAUGCCAUAUGUAUUAUUUAUAUAAAAUUUUAUUUUUGUAGUUUGUACAGAUGUUAGUCGCUAGACUGAAGUUAUAUUUUUAAAGAGUAAAUAUAUUAUAAAUGCAAAUAUAUAUAUAAUUAUAUCUAUUUGUUGCUGAGUUGUUUUUUUUUUGGUGGGGGGGGGAUGAGUGAAUAUCAGUGUGGAAAAUGAAGGAGGGGUGUGUGGCACGGCCGUCCACCUUGUGUAGAUUUCCUUGCCUUUCCUUCUUUGUGUAAAAAUUUGAAGAAUUUUUCUUGUGUUUUUUGUCAUUGUCUAAAACACUGUGACUCAAGAAAAACGAUGUGCAAGAAAAAAAGAACACGCGCUCACGUCGCUGCGUGACCAUCAUUUUCCUUCACCCAUAAUAGGAAUUCAACUAACAAAAUAAACGGUCAAAAAUCAA